Messenger RNA from Sclerotinia trifoliorum, 1805 nucleotides. The record is from the annotation of a GenBank genome assembly. NCBI's taxonomy places the organism in Eukaryota, Fungi, Ascomycota, Leotiomycetes, Helotiales, Sclerotiniaceae.
UACAUUAACGUGGCGCGGCACUCCUUGUAAAGUACCUAGUACCUUGAAUGAACACUUAGAAAGGGUGUAAUCGUAAAGGUGCUGUACCAAAAGGUAAUUGUCCGCUUAGAAUACUUUUUCUCAUUAAUGGUUAACUCCAAAAAUAAAUUAUUUAUGUCCAUGCCUCUUCAUUGCCUUUCGUUAAGGCCUGUCGUCACAUUGGGCCUUAAGUCUAACAUAAGGACACCUCAAUAUCAAAUUGCCCGAGUGUUGCAGACUGCCGCAUUCGAUACCGCCUUACUCAAUUAUAGUACUAAACCUCACAACAUUCCUCUUAAAUCCUUUCCAAGACUUCAAUUACUAUCCCAUAACUCCAAUUCAAGACUUAGACCAAUGGCAGCUCUCACAAGUACUCAAACGCGCUCACACGCCGGUCACUCUCAUCAUCAUCACCAUCAUGAUAAUACAUACCUUACCUCAACGAAUAAGAACGAUGCGGGUGUGCGAAUUACUCGCAUUGGACUUUACUCGAACUUGGGCAUGGCGUUAGCCAAGGGGGUAGGGGGAUACAUGUUCAAUUCUCAAGCUAUGUUGGCAGAUGCAUGGCAUAGUGUCACUGACCUUGCUAGUGAUGUCCUCACAUUGGCGACAGUGUCCUGGAGUCUCAAGCCUCCGACGGAACUCUUUCCAACAGGCUUUGGAAAGGUCGAGAGCUUAGGGUCCUUGGGAGUCAGUGGCAUGCUUCUUUUCGGAGGGAUGUUCAUGUGCUUGAAUAGUUCAGAGAUACUAUAUGCGCAUUUCUUUUUGGAUGCUCAUGCGGCCGCGGAAGCAGCCGCACAUGCACAUGGCCACAGUCAUAGCCACGGGCCAUUACUCCCCAGCUUACAUGCUGCUUGGUUAGCUGCGGGUACAAUCAUUAUCAAAGAAUAUUUAUAUCAAGCAAGUAAGUUGCCAUUGGCACAUCGUUCAUUGACUAUCAUAUACUGACGUGACUCUCACAGCGAUGAAAGUCGCACGAGAUAGGAAGAGCACGGUUCUAGCAAGUAAUGCGGUCCAUCACAGAGUCGACUCCCUAACUGGUAUCGUUACCCUUUUCGCGAUUCUUGGUGCGAAUUUUCUACACUCGGCAGCUUGGUUAGAUCCUGUUGGAGGAUUUCUCAUAUCACUACUUGUUAUCAAGGCUGGAUGGGGCAAUACUAUAUCAGCGCUAUACGAAUUGGCAGAUAGAGGGAUUGAUCCUGAGAUUAAAGAGUCCGUCACAAAGGCAGUGAAGAAGAGUCUCGUCGAUUUAACAGAAGGAUCAGAAGUGGAGUUACGGGAGGUUGAGGGUGUCAAGUCCGGACAGAACUACCUAAUAGAGCUCCAGCUCGCUGUGCCUAAAGCAUGGACAGUUGAGGAUGUCAGAGAAGUUGAAGACAGUGUCAGAGAAAUGGUUGGCUCCAAGGUUCGAGGUGUUCGACGAGUUAAAAUACGUUUCGUACCAAAGGAUGAAAAUAAACCUUCCCUUUUCGACGAGUUCAUCCCUGGAAAUGUGAGUCCGCGAGAAAGUCCCGAACCUGAAUUUAACGAUCACGAUCACGACCACGAUCACCACAAUGGACACGCCCAUAGCCAUGACAGCAAGAAAACCUUAUAAAAGAUAUGUUCAUAAAGCAUCAUGUGGAACUUACAUGGAAUUAGGAUAGGCGUUAAGGAUAGGUGGUAAGACUAGCUAAUAAAGUCUUUGUAGAGAAGGAUUUUGGCGUUGGAGGUGACAUUCCUACGAGCUUGUACUUUAUGCAGUGUAUCAAAAUCUACAUAGAACCAUAUUGUUGGAAAUUGCUUGU